Messenger RNA from Orussus abietinus, 1759 nucleotides. RefSeq names its product protein spaetzle 4 (gene spz4). NCBI's taxonomy places the organism in Eukaryota, Metazoa, Arthropoda, Insecta, Hymenoptera, Orussidae. The record is from RefSeq and is a predicted model, not a curated record. Bases 179 to 1759 code for a protein of 526 amino acids. Gene Ontology annotation, biological process: central nervous system formation; regulation of Toll signaling pathway; innate immune response. Gene Ontology annotation, molecular function: growth factor activity; Toll binding. The transcript is spliced from 7 exons. Gene Ontology annotation, cellular component: extracellular region.
CGGAAGUUUUAGAGAUUUUCCACUUAAACGCAGAAACUUACUGUUUUUCUGUGUUUAAUACUUGUUUAACGGUAUCUGGUUCAUCCUAUAUCUGCAGUUAAACGUCGUACUUCAGGUUUUCUGCUUUUCGCCGGUGGUAAUUCUUCUUCGAUUGUUCUCCGCUCUGGAAGGCGCGAUCAUGAAGAUCCUUUCGUUCGUACUGCUCGAGGUGUUGAAGCUGCAACUGACCGGAAGUCAGGGCACCACUGGAGGGCCCAGCAGUUUCGGAUACGAUGCAGCUUCGGCUUGCAGCAGACCAUAUUCCAGACUCGGUAGAGCCCGCAUCGAAAAGCUUCCUUGCGACUUCCGGCGUCAGAAUUGGUGCGCCGUUGCUGGUAACGCGUAUCCCUGGCAUGCGGUACGUCGUUUCGUCCAGGAGAAUCAGGGCCUGAUGCGAAGGAUGUACGGCGACGAAAGGCAUCUGGACGUUAUCAGAAACGAACUUGAAAAGAACGACGUCGACGUAGAAUUGGAAGACGGAUAUACAGAUUUCCUCGAUGAAUCUAGACGAUUUCGAUACGAGUACGAGUUGGAUUUUGAGGAUCGACAAUCUAGGGUCCAGAUAGAACCUCGAUCCGAUGGCAGAGGAUUCACGAGCAGAGCCUGGAACGGUGCUCGAAGGUUUGGCAAGGUUCCAAAAUCGAACGAAAAUUCGAGAAUUCCGUCAGAAACGUCUCUGGAUCAGGAUGUGGUCUUGACGCCAUCAACGGUGUCUCAACACACAACGACCACAACGACCAUGCCCACAAGUGGCAUUGAAUCAACAGUACCGACAAUGAGGACAUCGAUUGCAGAGAAUUCAACGAGCAGAUCUGACAUAUUAUCGUCGCUAUCGCCGAAUGAGACCUCCCAGAGUGUCUGGAACUCGAGCGAAACCUCGACGACUCCUAUGCAGAAUUUCAGCUUAAACGAGAUUCUCAGCCAGUCGGAAAGACUCAACCAGUCCAUCGAAUUUUCUACGGAGGUUCCUCUGAUUUUCGAGGAAAUCAUCGAAGUCAGCGAGAUCGCGGAAGCGACCUCGACGAGCACGACGUCGACGGCGAAUCCGAGAACGAGGACCUCGGGGACUUCAUCUUUGGACGGGAGAAACGAGACCGUUUUCGUCGGGGAUGAGUUGGAGAGAAAUAAAAAUCCCAAAGAGCCGCCAACUGGGGUCGGUGACCAGGAUUCUGGAGAGAGGACACGGGAGGAGGAGCAGGUGCAACAGCAGAAGCAACAGCACUUCCGGCCGAGGCCAGAAUACCGACCCUCGGAGACGACCUCGGAGAACUCGAAUAUGGAAGGCCAACUAUUUCAGGAUGUGGCCGCCAAGGAUCAGGAGCCGGUUCUCAAACUGAGAGGAGUGAACGCGUGUCCCGUGAAAGAGGAAGUGGUCGCUCCAUUUUGGGCAAAUAAUACUCGAGGCGAGGUACUGGCGUUGCUAAAUCUCUACCCGUUUGAACAGUACAUCCACUGGGAGAAAUGCACAAACGAGAACAAGCAGAUGUACUGCAGGAACGGAUGCAGGUGCGAACAGCAAUUCAGGCUCCACAGAUUGCUGGCCUACGACCCUAACAAUGAGUGCCGAGGGAUUUUCAGCGACUGGUUCAAGUUUCCCAGCUGCUGCGUCUGUCGAUGCUACGACUUGCCGGUAGAAUUUCGAGUGACGUCCAGAUCUCCCAGGAUCCAAAAGCAGAAGCGGAGAAGAAGGCAACGAGCCGACGUCCCGCGAUCAGGGUGA